Messenger RNA from Periconia digitata, 206 nucleotides. The record is from the annotation of a GenBank genome assembly. Lineage: Eukaryota; Fungi; Ascomycota; Dothideomycetes; Pleosporales; Periconiaceae.
CACACAUGCAGAGAGACAGAGAAAGCCGUUUGUCACAAAACAAAACCCGCAAAGCCAACUCGCUCAAAGAAAGAGAAGAGAAACAUUGGAUUUCAUGUAUAAGCAUUGCAUACAACAAACAACAAGCAGUUGGACAAGACAACGCUCUAACAAUCUACUACCACUGUCAAUCAGUCAUUUAUUUAUUUAGCUUCUCAUGUACAUAA